Messenger RNA from Morchella importuna, 2673 nucleotides. RefSeq lists its product as uncharacterized. The record is from RefSeq and is a predicted model, not a curated record. The transcript has a single exon. Gene Ontology annotation, molecular function: phosphatase activity. Bases 1 to 2673 code for a protein of 890 amino acids. Gene Ontology annotation, biological process: dephosphorylation. NCBI's taxonomy places the organism in Eukaryota, Fungi, Ascomycota, Pezizomycetes, Pezizales, Morchellaceae.
AUGGCAGCCCCACCCGAGUCCCCAUUCUUCAAACCGCUCACGGGCGUCAGCACACCGACGGUCGUAAACGGCACAUUAACACUAGCACUUACGCUGCCCUUCCUAUCGGACGUAGAACAGCAGCAGUAUCAUUAUAUAGUGCUGCUCACAGAGUCCGAAUACCCCCUCUACACCACCACCACCGCCACACAGCGCAAAACCACCGCGCUGCCAGAUACGGCGCGGAUAUACCUGCUGGAGCCCACACCCGACAACGAACAGACCGGGACGUGGAGUCUCCCCGUGCUGUGGCCCGCCGGCAACGCCUGGCGGGCUAGACAUGGCUUUGAGCCCGUCGAUUUCCGCAUCCCGAUACUGCACAAAGGCUCCGAGCCAAUUCUCCACAGCACCCAGGACAGGAACAGGGUGGUAGUAAACGGCCUCUCCCUCCCCCCCACCGCCGAAAUCGACCUCCUCGACGCACUCUUCCUCCGCGCCCGCACCCCCACAACACAACUCCACUGGGCCGUCCACCUCACUCGCACCCACCCAACCUCCGAGCGCGGCUGGGCCCGCCUCGCCGCCACCGCCUUCGCCACCGACCAGUGGAAGCUCGCGCUCCUCUCCUACCAGCGCGCCCACGCCCUCUCCACAGCGCCAAAGCGGCAGGCGCACUACGAAACCCACAUCGCCGCCUGCAGCGCCCACACCGAGUACGGCCCACUCUUCACCGACGACGAGGCCGCGCACAUCACGGCCGCGCUCCCGGCCGCACUCGUGCAGACGCUCAGCGCGCCGCUGCCACCGGUGCGGGGGGCACCGACGGCGAGAGCGCUGCCGCUGCUGGAGUCGCGGACGAGAUAUAGCACGCUGCACCCGCGCCACCAGCUCCCGCGCUUCUUCUCGUGGCUGGUGCCGCACCACCUCUGCGCGAUGAGCACGCCGCGUAAUGAGAGCGACGUGCAAGUGCUGCAUGACAAGCUCGGGGUGACGCAUAUCGUCACGCUGACGGCGGAGACGCCGCUGCCGGCGCUGUGGUUCCCGCCGGCGGGGGGCGUGCGGAAUACGUUUGUGCCUGUCGAGAACUACUAUGCGCCGACGGUGGCGCAGAUGGAUCGGGUGUUGAGGGUGAUUGUCGAGGAGGCGUACUAUGAUGCUGAUGUGCGCGGGGCGACGCUGGUGCACUGCGGCGGCGGGAAGGGGCGCGCGGGGACGGUGCUGGCGUGUUAUGUUGCGCUGUUUGGGUUCACGGUUGGCGGUGAGGAGGGGGCGCCGCCGGUGAUGGCGGCGGGGGCGGCGGUGGAGGCUGUGAGGGGGAUGAGGGUUGGGAGUAUCGAGACGGAGCAGCAGGAGCGGUUUGUGGCGUCCUAUGUUUCUCUGGCGUGGAAGCGUCACGGGCGCGGGGAGCCACUGACCGGUAAUUGCGGGGAGGUUGACGAGCUGGCGGGCGUGGAGAUGGAGGUUGUGGGGAGCGGCGAGGCGCCGGAUUUCGUGGUGCUGGUGGGGCUGCAGGGGGGCGGGAAGAGCGGGUUUGCGCGCAUGUGCAGGCUGCGGAAUGCUAAUGUUGAGGUCCUGUCGCCGGAUGAGAUCGUCGCGGAGGAGCGGGUGGGGACGGCGUCUGCGAAACGGGCUUGCGAGGCUGCGGUGGGGCAGUGGAGGGGCGGCGGCAGUGGCAGUAGAAGUGGUGGUAGGAAGGUGCUUGUUCUGGAUCGAUGUAAUCCUACGCCGGAUGAGCGUAGGGAGUGGGUCAAGAUGUUUAAUUACAGCGCCAACAUAACCGCGGUGUGGUUCGAUUAUGAUGUGGAGAUUUGUCAAUCCCGCGCUGAGAAUCGGGGUUUGCACCCUACGAUGCCGCCGCACCGCGUCAAGAGUGCCAUCUCCAGUACCGCAAAGUUGUUGCAGCCCCCGACACUGGAUGAAGGCUUCACGGGUGUUGUGAGAAUAAGGUGUAUCGCGAACGCGGUCGAGCUGGCAAAUCGCUGGUUUGGAGAGGUGCCUAUGAGGAAAUUCGUCAGGACGAGGCAUCUCCUCGAUCUGGGCUCCGCAACACGGGACGAUCUAGUCCUCGAUAGCAGCGAUCUAGAGGGGCGGUUCCAGAAGAUGGUUAUAGUGGAAGAGAAGGUGGAUGGCGCGAAUAUCGGGUUUUCGCUCGAUGCCACAGGGAAGAUAUUAGUGCAGAACCGCAGCCACUACAUCAGCUCCUCGGACCAGGCCCAAUUCUCGAAGAUAGACUGGUGGCUGGAGAAAUACGGGCCAAAGCUGUAUAGGGUGCUGGCGAGAGAUGAGGUGUUGAAGGAGAGAUAUGUGUUGUUUGGGGAGUGGAUGGCGGCAACACAUAGCAUUGCUUAUACGAAGCUUCCUGGGUUCUUUUUGGCUUUUGACUUAUUGGACCGUUUGACAGGAAGCUUCGUGGGGCGGGACACUUUAGUGGGGCUUCUGAAAAACAGCGGUAUCAGUAUAGUGCCGGAGAUUUAUAGAGGCAUAUUAGAGGGAAGGGAGAUGCUGCUGGGGUUCUUGGAAAGGGAGAGUCUGUUUGCGCCUGGCACAAAGGUAGAGGGAGUGGUUGUCAGGUGGCAGAACGGCGAGAGAGGAAAGGUUGUCAGAGAGAAUUUCGUUGCCGGGAGCGAGCAUUGGAGUAAGAAUGAGUAUAGGAAAAAUAGGCUAGCGGUGGAGGAGGAGGAGGAGGCCGAGUGA